UUUAGCUCUGUCUAGCUGACCUCUUACCUCUCCCUGCUACCUUUUUCUGUUGUGCCAAUGCAUGGAUUACAUUUGUAAAUAAUAGUCAGAUUUGGAUUUUGUUUGGACAACUGGCUCAUAAUGUUCCCCAAAUGCAUUCUUGAUUCCCUUGCUUUACAGUUUACUUUGCAAAUGAAUAAUUAUAGUAUAUUAAUAUUAAAUUAUGCAUUCAUUAGCCCUUGCACUGAUUUGAAUUGGCUGCUUUUGGAUUUAUCACCAUCAGGUCUUGCUCAGGGCAAAUGCUCCUUUACAAAUCACAAUUGUCUUUCCAGUUGUCACAAAUGAGCAAUAUCCAGUAGCGCAUUGCAUGCUGCAACAUUACAUGCUACUUAAAAAAGUAGAAAUGAAAUAACCCCAUAGAUUCUGCUUUUUUCUGUUGGUCUAGUUUAGUUCUCCUAGUUCUCCUCCAGUUCCUCUGAGCCUCCUUCCUUGGAUAGAGGAGAGAAUCUCUCUCGUGACCUGCCUCGUCUCCCUCUUCCUCCUUCCUCCCAUCACAUCCCCACAGCAGCAUCUGCUGCUGAUAACUGCACAUAACAGCUCUUAAGGCAUUAAGAGUCAUGUGCUGACCUGUCCUUAUCCAUCCCUCAUAUGCCUCCCCCUCCACACCCCUGAAUUACGUCAUUCAUUGUCUUCUUGUGCAAGCUUUUUUCACAUUAAACCAUCUUUCAUGUGUUCUUUUUCCUUUUUGGGCCCCUUUCCACCUCUCAUGCAUGUCUUGCCUUAUUCCUUCCCCGUAGUUUGCGUGAUCAUCCCCUUAACCCCCAGACGCACUGGAGCUGCCUCCACCCUGCAGACACCCAGCACCUUACCGACAAACCCAACCCCCCCGCCGACCACUCCCCUUACACUCGCUGCAGCGCGUCACCGCCGCCCCUUUUCCCCGCGCCGCUCCCCGAGUUACGAGUCCUCCAUUUCCCUCAAAGACUUGGCCCCCCCGGCGCUGUUCAAGUCACAGCAGUUCAACUUCCUCUCCCCUCCUGCCCCAUGCGCCACCCCUCAGCGCCCCCCCCCUGCUGACGCUCGCCGCCCCGCUGCCUUCCCCCCGGCGACCCGCCCGGCCUCCCCGAUCCCGCAUAUCACCUCACCUUUGCCUCCCUCCCCUACUCCUAACUCACCCAUUCCUCCUUCAGCUCCGGGCUCUUCCGCGUCCCUCCCUGCCUCCCCCUCGCUCCCCCCGCACACUUCAGACCCUUCAGCGGCCGAACCGAACGCCUCCUGGCUUACGACAUCCGGGUCUUCCUCCGGCGCGUCGUGUCGCGCUACCGCCCCCUCCUCUAUGACGGCAACCACACCGCCCAUCCUCACCCUCGCAGCCUCUCCCGUUGUCGCCGGCGCGUCUGAGCCCCCCGCCGCACCCGCUCCUCCCACCUUCUCCUCGCCCUCAAGCAUGACCUCACCCUCUGUCGCCGUGUCCCCGAGCGAUGAGGCGCUGGUGACCCAGCUGACCGCCUGCUCCCGUCCCGUCUCCCCUCUCUCCUUUCCUUCUCUCCCUCCCGGCUCUGCCUCUGGGUCCCGGUGUCCAAGCCCCGCUCCUCCGUCCCCUCCUCUCCGCUCCCUGUCUCCCUGUCCGCUCUGCCAGUUCGGUUUCGCGCCAGCCGUCUCCCCACCUCCACCUCGACUCCCCGUUGACCCUUCGACGACGGAAAUUUUGUUUUAGCAUGCUCUGUCCUUUUUAUCCUUUAUCCUUUCUUCUCCAGUCUUUCUUCUCACAUAUCUCAUCUGUCGACUGUCUCAUGUGAGCAUGUAACAACACCCUGGCAACAAUUAAUAUACCUUCCACUCAUCACGUCAGAUGCUACACGAUAAAUAAGGCCUUACGUCACUAAUGUGUCACACUUUUAACGUCUUACCUCACCACACCCAAAAAAUUAAUUUCUAAACAUGACGUUGCUUUUUUGAUUACUGCCCAUUUGAAUAUUCUUAUUUAAGUAUCUUAGAUCAAAUUUGUAUUUGUGUUAAAUAGGGGGUUUCGACACAUUCUCAUGUAUGGUAUAUAUUUAUUACAUUUACUGCAUUUGUUUGACAGUAGUUAGUCAUACUGCCAUAAUGUCUGACAUAUCAACGUCUCAGCCGGUGGUUGUCUGCAUACAUGCUCUACACUUCAGCCGCGGUGCCAUCGUCCAUGUCAUGUGCUGUGUGGUUUAGGGUGUGUGUUUUUCGGUGUGGUAUGCCUCCGUGCGUGUCUGUCUCUACAUUUGUCAUCCUGUCAC
Molecule: messenger RNA, 2249 nt
Organism: Pungitius pungitius (ninespine stickleback)
Lineage: Eukaryota; Metazoa; Chordata; Actinopteri; Perciformes; Gasterosteidae
Exons: 1
Coding region: 707-1696 (329 amino acids)
Source: RefSeq, a predicted model, not a curated record